Messenger RNA from Brienomyrus brachyistius, 1129 nucleotides. RefSeq lists its product as uncharacterized. Gene Ontology annotation, molecular function: tumor necrosis factor receptor binding. The record is from RefSeq and is a predicted model, not a curated record. Bases 56 to 670 code for a protein of 204 amino acids. The transcript is spliced from 6 exons. Lineage: Eukaryota; Metazoa; Chordata; Actinopteri; Osteoglossiformes; Mormyridae. Gene Ontology annotation, cellular component: membrane. Gene Ontology annotation, biological process: immune response.
GCCUCUUUAUCUACUUAUGUGUCUAUAACAGUACACUACAAGGUACACUAAGACCAUGUGCCGGCAACAGCAGCACCCACACUUCUCCCUGCUGCUGACGUGGUGCGGUCUGCUGACGGUGGCCGUGGUGGCCGUGGCUGCUGCCUUGGUGAUACUGACAAUGGGAGAGAAGGAGCAGAAUGCAUCAAAGAUACCUGGGAUGCAAGAGAGGCAUCAGGCAAAUGCAGUGAUUGCACCAACUGGUGCAACAAGCACAUCAACUACUGCAAAUAAUGAAUCAACUGCUGCGACAAGGCGACCCUUCUGGCAUAUUCAACUAACUUAUGAUGGCAAUUCGUGGAUUCAGGAUCUGCAAAUACACGACUCCACCACCUCCAUCUUCCUCCACAACAACUCGGUCACCCUGAACACCGGAGGGCUCUAUUACUUUUAUGCCCUCACCACAUUGCGUCCAUGCCAGAAAAAGAAGACGAACGUGCUGCUGGUGAGGAACGAGAUCCCGGGGAAGAAAAGGCUGCCGCUGAUCGAAGUGGGGAUUGAGGGCACAGCGUCUUUGAGUAAGCUAAUUAGCUGCGAGAAAGGAGACAGUCUGAUGCUGGAGGUGAAUCCCAUAGAAUGUUCACUAUGGAGCCCUCAUAAGACGUACUGGGGUCUGUUCCUGCUAUCUUAAUGUUUCUAGAGACGGGAUAUUAACUUAUCAUCGACAUGUGGAAGGGGCGCUCACUCUGCGUGAAGGUUGUUUUCUGAAAACACGGGUAUAUUUCAACGCUGGCAUAUUUCUAACAGUUCCGUUGAAACUUAAGAUGAGACCGGCGAAACUAUGCACAGUUCUGACUAACUCCACGCCAUUCUUAGAAAAAAGGGGAUGUGGAGUCUUUUUUUAUAAUUACCUGUUUUAAACUUACGUGAAAUGAAAAGCCACAGUCAUGUGUGUUGUUGGAAAGUAUGCGGAUUGCAUAUAACAUGGGUUGAGUUCAGUAUUAUCAUUUAAAUCAGAGUAUUUUGAAUGUAAUACGUAAGUAGGCUUUUUAAAUGUUUAUUACUGUGAUGUCAUUUUUAUAUUUGCUAUAUAAUUUGAAUGCCAUUUAUUUAAUUUGCAGUGACUGUAAAUAAAACCCAUUUGCACAUA